AUGAGUCUUGACAUGGACAGUCUCAUUCGAACUCAGAAUGACAUACUUAAUCGCAUCCUGCGAGCUUACGAUAAUCUGAAAAAGAUUGGUACUUCCAAACUUACCCAGGGAAUUGUGGAAGCGCGACUCCAAGCGCUCGAGGCAAACUGGGCGAAAUUUGACAGCAAUCAUGAAAGUCUGCUUACAUUCCCGUCCGAGACUUUGGCCAGUCUGGAUUACACAUCGCAAGACAUUCCUGCUCAGGCCGAAGAGGCUUACCUCCAGCAGAAAGGUAAAUUCUUAGACGUUCAGCGUACACUUCGAGCCAUGGACGUCUCUACGAGUUUUAUGCCCGCGAGCUCUGCCACGACGGCUUCAGCGCCAAGCUCAUCGGCUUCACGUAUUACGCUUCCUCAGAUUCAACUGCCACAGUUCUCCGGGAAGUAUGAAGACUGGCCAGCCUUUCGAGAUCUCUUCCUCUCAAUCAUCGGCUGA
Molecule: messenger RNA, 474 nt
Organism: Ooceraea biroi (clonal raider ant)
Lineage: Eukaryota; Metazoa; Arthropoda; Insecta; Hymenoptera; Formicidae
Source: RefSeq, a predicted model, not a curated record